GACAUGCAAGGUACAAUGUCAGCCACACAUGGUAUUAUCUAUGUGACAUUGAUUUCAAGGAAAAGUAGAGUCGUUGGGUUGUCUCAAUCUACUUUUUCUCCAUUGUAUAUUUCUUGUGCAAUUUUAUUCCAUUAUAGUUUACUAAAAUUUCCAUCCGGUAUGGAUUCCGAGAAAAUGCAGCUUCUUCUUGAUGCUCCUGGAAUUAAAGGAAAAUCUGUCAAAAUUCUAUCCAACCAAUCUUUAAUUGAUUAUGUUCAAUCUAUCAUUCUCAAUACACAAGUUACCAAAGAUCCAUUUUAUAUUUUGGAUUUAUCAGCUACUGCUUUACUUGUUGAAAAUUGGUCUUGUCAGCUUCCUAUGAUUAAACCAUUUUAUGCUGUCAAAUGCAAUUCAGAUCCUUUGCUUCUUGCUGCACUUGCCGUGCUCGGCUGCAACUUUGAUUGCGCGAGUAAGGCCGAGAUUCAAUCUGUUUUAUCUUUCGGAGUUUCGCCUGAUCGUAUAGUCUAUGCGAAUCCUUGCAAAGCUGAAACACAUCUCAAAUAUGCUGCAAAAGUUGGUGUCAAUCUAACAACAUUUGAUUCAAAAUAUGAAAUCGAUAAGAUUUCGAAGCUGCAUCCGAGAUGUUCGUUAUUGCUCCGUAUUAAAGGUCCGCCAGAUAGUGCCUCGAAGUGGGCACCAUUAGGAUCAAAAUUUGGUGCACUUCCCGAGGAAGUUGAGCCGCUUCUCGAAGCGGCACGCGAUUGCGGCUUAUCAGUGUCAGGUAUUUCCUUUCACAUCGGUAGCGAAUCAACGAAUCCGCAUUCAUUCCGCUCAGCUAUUGCUGCUUCCAAGGUGGCAUUUGAUUGUGCUACUAAACUAGGCAUGCCGCCAAUGACUACUCUUAACAUUGGCGGCGGGUUCACUGCCGGUUCUUUUUUCGAUGAAGCGGCUACAGUAAUCAAAUCCGCUCUACUAGAUUAUUUCCCCGAUAAUCCGAAACUAACAGUCAUAUCUGAGCCGGGCAGAUACUUUGCCGAAACGGUUUUUACUCUAGCAACUAACAUUAUUGGAAAGCGUGUUCGCGGCGAAACAAGGGAGUAUUGGUUAAAUGAUGGCGUUUUCGGGUCAUUUUUAUGUGUUGCUUAUGGUAUUACACCUCCUUCGAGCAUGCCUCUCGCCUUAUCUUCAAAUCUUGCGAACCCGACGGGCGAGGGGUUGCCGAGGCACAGGUCGACAUUGUUCGGACCUACAUGCGACUCGGUCGAUAAAGUUACGGAGAACACUGAUUUGCCGGAAUUGGAGACAAAUGAUUGGCUUAUGUUUCCAAAUAUGGGUGCUUAUUCAACUGCCUGUUCAACCAGUUUCAAUGGUUUUAGUCCGGAUGUUGUCUUCACUUAUCUUGUAAUAUGAUUAUUAUUUUAAGUAAUGUAAGCUUUGUAUCAGGCAAUAUUAUGUUCUUGUUUUGUGUUUGAAA
Molecule: messenger RNA, 1453 nt
Organism: Mercurialis annua (annual mercury)
Lineage: Eukaryota; Viridiplantae; Streptophyta; Magnoliopsida; Malpighiales; Euphorbiaceae
Product: ornithine decarboxylase 1A, chloroplastic-like
Exons: 1
Coding region: 4-1389 (461 amino acids)
Cellular component (GO): cytoplasm
Molecular function (GO): ornithine decarboxylase activity
Source: RefSeq, a predicted model, not a curated record